ACAUUACAGCAGCUAUAUAGCUAAAUUAGGCGCGGUCACUUUAAGAGACAAUGAAUCCAUCCAAAAUAUAUAUAUAUUAUAUAUAUACACUCAUUAUGACGACAUUUCAUAGGUGUAAUGGGUUUUAAUCUAAGCUAAUGGCAUUUUCUUGCCCCUUAAAACUGCACAUCCCAGAAAACUUGAGCAUUUUGACUUUUUUUGCCAUCCACUAGAGGGCGCGUGCUGUAUUGUUCCGUUUUUUACCGGAAAGGAAGCCAUUUUCUCUACUUUCUGGUAAGAAUACUGAGAAACUUGAUUUUGAGAUGCCUCGCACAAAGCAAGCCCGGCGCUCCCAGGCCGCAAAGAAGAGGAUGGCAGACCGGAUGGCUGCUGAUCCUGAAGAGGCUCUGCCACCUCUUAAAAAAUUGGCAGAAGUAACAGAACGUUGUGUACAUCACAACGGGGAUAUAAAACUGGGUCAUAACAGUGGUCAUAACCGUGGUAAUAACCUUGGGCUAACAAGUGGUCAAACAAGUGGUCAAACAAGUGGUCAAACAAGUGGUCUAACAAGUGGUCUAACAAGUGGUCAAACAAGUGGUCAAACAAGUGGUCAAACAAGUGGUCUAACAAGUGGUCAAACAAGUGGUCUAACAAGUGGUCUAAACGAUGCUAAAAACACGGAUCAUAAUAGUACUGUUAACAUGACCAUGAAAGCUGUUUCUGAUUUGUGUCCACAGAAAUCGUACGUCAGUGGCUCUUUCCAUCAAGGAGAUUACCGUUUUGGCCGGAAUAGGGGAAGUCAAUGUGGUGCAAACUGUUUAACUGCAAUUUUGAUGAGUAAGAUGAAAAAUGUGUUGCAGUGGACGAGAAAUGACCUGGAUGCUGUUCUGAUCCAUGGAGAUGACCUGUACAGUGCCAUGAGAGACGCAGGGAAAAUCAACGAUCCUGAAUCCGGCUUCAUAGCUGUUCAUGAGCUACCAGACACACACACUCUGAAAGAUUGUCGGUUUUCAAUAAACUAUGGUGAAACAUUGACUGGAUUGUUUGGUGUCAAUAAAUAUGAUGGGGAACUACAGGGGUAUGCGAUGUCAUUUGAUGAAGCAGUAAAUCGAGCAUUCCAGACGUUUGAUACUGUUUUGGUGAAUAUUAAGUUGACUAUAUGUGCAGCUGUCAGAGAAGGUUCCUGGUAUGCAGUGAUUGAUCCACAUUCAAGACGAGGUGAUGGCAGAUGUGUAGCUGACGGUAAGAGUGUAGUGGUUUACCAUCGUAACUUGCACUCGCUGAUUGUUCAUUUCCGGAAACUUGCCGCAUCUAUAAAUGCACGUUACCAGGAGUUUGAGGUAACUGGGGUCAACGCGGUUAUGACUGGAUUAAAACAGCCAUUCUGGCAAGUGAUUGAGAACGCUGGUCCAGCAGAAAAUGAGCGUGAAGGUGAGAAGUGGGACGUGGAAGUUGAUGUUGGGUGCAGUCAAUUUCUGAAUGAUUUCAUGGACAAAACAUCUGUGAAAGAAACUUGUGCACAACAGACAAUGAAAACGACAUACCCAACUAAUGAAAAUGCAGGUGAUGUUACAUUCCUUUCACAAACUGCUAGUGUUUCUUUAAGGUUUAGUCCAUUAACAUUUGAGCAACAAAAGGGUGUUUGCUUAAAGUUAAACAUUGCAAACAUUGUAAAACCAUCUGAGUACAAUCCACCGGAGACCGUUGAAGUGGUUGAGCCUUGUGAAACGAACAAGACUGUUGCAGAUGGAAACUCUUUUUUUAGAGCAUUAGCCUUUGCUGUAAGUGGAACGGAACGAGAACACAGAAAAGUGAGACGGGCUGUCGUUACACACAUACUGCAGAAUGAAGAAAAGUACCUACAGUAUCUCAGACAAGGAUACAGCUCUGUACCAGACUACAUUGCCAAAACAAGAAUGAAAUUCGUUGGAAAUCGGGCAACAGAGAUGGAAAUACAAGCAGCCAGUGAUUUAAUUGGCACAGACAUAUUUACAUACAGUCAAGAGAAAUGGUUUAGAUUUUCAUCUUCAAAUGCUUCCUUUAAUGCACAUGGUUGUCAAGACAGUGGCAUAUAUUUGAAAUAUGUAAACAGCUGCCAUUAUGAAGUUGUUGUAUGUGGAAAUAGCAAGGAUGGUAACUGUGUAUUAUUUUGUAAAUCACCAUCUCAACAUUCACUGCCUGAUCUAGCAUCAAAUGUGUCUUUAAAGUCACGUGAGGAUUCUAGUGAGAAACUUGACUGCAGCAAUAGUACAGAGUUCAAAGAAGAAAAACAAAUGAAGGCAAAGAAAAGAUUACAUGAGGAUGAAACUUACAUUUCAAUUAUGAAAUCCAUCAAUAAAAAAUACAAGAAAAAUGAACAGCAUAAAGGAAAAGUGAAGAAAAGUGUGAACAAAUACAAAUCAAAUGAUUUACACUGCAAAGCUGUGUCAGAAAUGGAACCUGAUGUUGGCUGCAGUCAAUCUUUGACUUAUGUCACAAACACAGAUAAGAUAUCUGGGAAUGAAACGUGUGUAGAACAGAAAACAGAAACGCCUUCUUUAUACCCAACAAAAGAAAAUUCAGGUGAUGUUGAAUUUGUUUCAGAAACUGUCAAUGUUUCUUUAAAGUUUAGUCCAUUGACAUUACAUCAACAAAAGAGUGUUUGCUUAAAGCUGAACAUCGUAAACAUCAUAAAAGAAGACAAUAAUCCAAAUGAGACUGUUGACAUGGCUGAACCUUGUGAAACAAAAAGUAUUUUGGCCGAUGGUAAUUGCUUUUUUAGAGCAGUAGCUUUCGCUGUAAGUGGAAGUGAAGAAGAACACAGAAAAGUAAGACGGGCUGUCGUUACACACAUACUGGAGAAUGAAGACAAGUAUGUACAGAAUCUUAGACAAGGAUACAGCUCUGUACCCGAGUACAUUGCCACAUCAAGAAUGAAAUAUGUUGGAACUUGGGCGACAGAGAUGGAAAUACAAGCAGCCAGUGAUUUAAUUGGUGUAGACAUUUUUACAUAUACUCGAGAUAAAUGGCUUAAAUAUAAAUCUUCAAACGUCUCAUCUAAUAGACAGAAUUAUCAAGACAAGGGAAUUUAUUUGCAACAUGUGAAUAGCUGUCAUUAUGAAGUGGUUGUAUGUGUAAAAACCAACAACAACACAUGUGCUUGCUUUUGUAAAGCAUCUUCUCAUGGUUCAGCCUAUAAUAUACAUUUAAAAGCUAUCUCAGACCCACGAAAGCUUUAUAAGCAGAGACUGCAAUAUAGUCGUGAUCAUGAUUUUAAAGAAAAGAAAAAACUUGAAACUAAGCAAAGAUAUGAUGAGAAUGAAAGUUAUAAAGAGACAAAAAUUAAAUGCAUUACUACAAAGUACAAGGUAAACAAAUGGCAUCAAGAAAAAAUACGCAAAUACAGCACAGAUAAAUACAGAAUGAAUGAUUUGCAUUGUGAGGCUGUAAAACAAUAUAGCAUCCAAAAGUACCAUACAGACAAAGCACAUAAAGACACUGUCAAACAGUUGAGUAUUCAAAAGUAUAAUGAAAAUACAGUACACAGGGAGACUGUCAAAAAGAUGAGCAUUCAAAAAUAUGAUGAAAACACAGAACACAGAGAGUCGGUCAAAAAGAUGAGUAUUCAAAAAUAUAAUGAAGACACAGAACACAGAGAGUCGGUCAAAAAGAUGAGCAUUCAAAAAUAUAAUGCAAAUAAAACACACAAAGAGAUGGUUAUAAAUUACAAUGUUCAAAAAUAUAAAACUGACAUUGCUUUUGUCAAUAAUAUAAAAAUGAGAAAUGCUGCAAGACAGUAUGAAUCACAGGUAAAAAUGAAAGAGAUAGACUAUGUAAUUGAACAGUUUAAACAAAAGAUAUCUACAGGUCCUGAAUAUGUUUGUUCAGUAUGUCAUCGUUGCUGCUUUAAAAUGCAGGUAAAAAAGUGCAAUAUAAAUAAAUACCUUCAAAAAUCAUCAUCAUCAAAUGCUGGAUGUUUGGCAGAAAAAUGUAUUACACUGAAAUAUCGCCAUGAGUGUAAUAAAGACUGUAGAGAAAACUGUGUCUAUAAGAACAGUCCUGCUGCGUCUUUAUGGAUUUGUCACACAUGUGAUACAAAAAUCUAUGAAGGUAAAAUGCCAGCUGAAAGUGUAGCAAAUAAUCUAAGUUUGGAUCCUAUUCCCAGUGAACUGAGUUCUUUAAACUCUCUUGAGCAACAUCUAAUAGGAAUGAAUAUUCCAUUCAUGAAAAUGCUGGCUUUGCCACGAGGAGGACAGAAUGGAAUUUGUGGCCCUGUCGUGUGCAUUCCAUCUAAUGUUUCAGAAGUAGUGAAUGUUUUACCAAGAUCAGAAAAUGAUUUUAUGAUACCAAUAAAGCUUAAGAGAAAACUGACAUACAAAGGGCAUUAUGAGUAUAAAUUUGUGAAUACUGAUAAAAUUAAAACAGCAUUGACAUAUUUAAAGGAGAAUAACAAAUGGUACACAGAUGUUGAGUUUAACAACACUUGGAUUAAUCCUCUGGGUAAAACAGAAGAGGAAAUGACUGAUAAAACUGAAAACAAUGAUAUGGAUUUGGACAAUUGUGAGGAUAUGCGUAAUAAUGAAGAGCAAAACAUUGACAAUGAUGAUAAUGAGAUGAGUGAUGAAACACUUCAUGAUCGACAGCAGCAUGGUUUGUUUAUGGAUUCAUGUUUGCAGCCAGUGGACAUUGCUCAAGAGGUUUUAGAUCAACACUUUGAUGGAAUUAUGUCACUUGCACCAGCAGAAGGCAAUAAUCCAGUGAGAAUGUUAAUGGAUGAAACUAAUGAAGCCAAAUGUUUUCCAGCUCUGUUCCCAAAAGGAAAAGGCACAUUUCACGAUUCACGACCUGAGAAAUUAACACUGUCUAGGUAUUUAAACAACAGAAUUUUAAAUGCAGAUGGACGUUUUGCACAAAACCUCGAUUACAUCUUUUAUGGACAAUAUUUGUCUGAGCUCAAUCAAAUUAUGUCUAAUGUAUCGAUUGCUUUGAGGAAAGGCUAUGAUUCAAGCAACAAAAGAAAAAUUACCUCAGAAAUGCUGACAAACAAAGAUUCACUUCAAAUGAUUUUAAAUUAUGAUGAGGGUUACAAGUUUUUAAGGCCAGUGAGAGGCAGUCCUGUUUUUUGGCAAGCUGUUCAGAAGGAUUUGUUUGCAAUGGUAAGGCAACUUGGGAUCCCAACAUGGUUUUGCUCAUUUUCCUCAGCUGACUUGCGAUGGCCAGAAUUAUUGCAGUGUAUUGUGAAACAAGAGGGUUGUCAAACUCCUAUUGAUGAACUGGAUUGGUCUGACAGAUGUGGGAUGCUGAAACGAAACCCAGUAACUGCUGCCAGAAUGUUUGAUCAUCGAUUCCACUGUUUUCUGAAAGAUGUGAUUAUGUCACCAGCUCAACCCAUUGGAAAAAUAAUAGAUUAUUUCUAUCGAAUUGAAUUUCAACAACGUGGAUCGCCUCACACACACUGUCUGUUUUGGGUUGAGAAUGCACCUCAAGUGGACAGAGAGGAUGAUGAUGAAGUUGCAGAAUUUGUUGAUCGUUAUGUCACUUGUGAAAUGCCACCUGAAGAUGAAACAGAAAUGCAUGAAAUUGUGAGCACUGUCCAACAGCACAGCAAAAGACAUGCAAAAACGUGUAGAAAGAAAGGCACUAUAUGUAGAUUUAACUUUCCACGUCCACCGAGCCAAAAUACGUUCAUUUCAAGAAAUAGACAAACAGAUAAGAAUGAAAAAACAACAGAUGAUGUACAAUGUGAAAGUAAAGACAAAAGAGUAAACUAUUCUAAAGAGAUAUCAAAAGAAUUAGCUGAAUCUAUAAUGAAAAGAGUUAGAGAAUGUUUGCUGAACACUGAUGCUGUCUUUGACUCUGUUGACUCUUUGUUUGCAUCUAUCGGUAUAAAUCAAGAGAUAUUUGAAUGCGCUUAUAACAAAAUGACAAAGAAAACAAAUGUUGUGCUGAAAAGGAAACCAAGUGAUGUGUGGGUAAAUCAGUAUAAUAAAGAUCUUUUGAGAUGCUGGAAUGCAAAUAUGGACAUACAGUUUGUUGUUGAUGCUUACUCUUGCAUAGUGUAUAUAGUUUCCUACAUUUCAAAAGCAGAGAGAGAAAUGGGAUUGUUGCUGGCAAAUGCACAGAAAGAAGCACACAAGGAUGGCAAUAUGGAUGCAAAACAAGCUUUAAGAAAACUUGGAAGUGUUUUCCUCCACAAUAGAGAGGUUUCAGCCCAAGAGAGCGUUUACCGUUUGACUAAUAUGAGAUUAAAAGAAGGAUCGAGGAAAGUGGUCUUUAUUCCAACUGGUAUAAAUACAGUAAAAAUGAGUUUACCUUUAAAUAUCAUAAAUAAAAAGGCUGAAAAGGAAGAAACUGACAAUGAUGAAAUAUGGAUGAAAAGCAUCACAGACAGAUACAGAGCUCGUCCAAAAACUCAAGACUUUACAGGAAUGUGUUUAGCGUCCUUUGCAUCAGAAUACAGAGUUCUGUCCAAAUCCGAAAAGUCAUGCACAGACCGAGUAAAACUGGAAAAUGACAUGGGGUUUGUGAGAAAAAGAACUCGAACAGAUUUUGCAGUCGUACGAUAUGCUCGUUUUUCAGCAACUAAAAAUCCUGAAAAUUAUUAUCAAAGUAUUUUGGAGUUAUUUUUGCCUCAUAUUUUGCAAAGUCAACUGAAACCACCAAAUUUCACUUCAUAUCAGGAGUUUUAUGAGACUGGAUUUGUAACAUUGUAUAAUGAUGAACUUGAGUCAGUGAAAAUCAUAGUGGACACAAACAGGUCAAAAUUUGAAAAAGAAGCAGAGACAAUACAAAAAGCUCAAGAUGACUUAGAACAACAUGGACCAAUGGAAGACGCAUGGGCCCAAAUCUGUCCAGAAGCAGAACUUGAGCGUUUAGAAUGUCUAGAUACUAGAAAAGAACAACCAAUAGAAACAGAGGAAGGUGAUGAUGUCAUUCCUGAUCUAUUACCAAAUGUUCAUGGGUUCACAUUAGAAAAGAAUCCUUGUGCUAUGACAAAGAAAGAUGCAAUGUGUUUGCUGCGUUCUUUGAAUGAGAAACAGUCACAAAUCUUUUAUAAAGUGCGGCAGUGGUGUCUAGCAAAAGUACAAGGUGAAAACCCAGAACCAUUUCAUGUGUUCAUAUCUGGGCCUGGAGGAGUUGGAAAGUCAGUGUUGAUUAAAGCUAUGCAUUAUGAAACCUCUCGCAUUCUAUCAAAGUUAUCAGAAAACCCAGAUGAGACACAUGUGCUCUUAACAGCUCCGACCGGUGUCAGUGCCUUUAACAUUAGUGCAAAAACUAUACAUUCAACUUUCUCUAUUGGAACGAAUGCUACAUUGCCAUAUCAGCCACUUGGUGAUGAAAAAAUUAAUUCCUUGAGAGCAAAAUUUGGAAAGCUGCAAAUAUUAAUAAUUGAUGAAAUUUCAAUGGUUGAUCAUAAACUUUUGGCAUAUAUUCAUGGCAGAUUGAGACAAAUCAAACAAACAGGAGAUUAUUCAGCAUUUGGAAAAGUCUCAGUAAUAGCAGUUGGAGAUUUUUAUCAACUUUCUCCUGUCAAAGGAAAACCACUUUAUACUGAACCAGUGAACAGUGUGAAUCUUUGGGAAACUCACUUUAGCUUUGUUGAACUCACAGAGAUCAUGAGGCAGAAGGACAAAGAAUUUGCUGAAUUACUUAGUCGUUUAAGGCUACGUAAAAAGGAUGAACCAAUGCUUGAAGAUGACGUUGCUAUGCUUAAAAAAUGUGAAACAGGUGAUGGUGAUGAUAGUACAGAUAUCCACAUUUAUGCAACAAACAGUGAAGUUGAUGUACACAACAUACAUAUGCUGCAUAAAUUAUGCUCAGACACAGUUACUGUAAAAGCACAAGACUUUGACAGAAAUGCUAAAACUGGCCGAAUGGAAGAAAAAGAUGGGCAUCAUUUCAGAGUUCAUAACAGCUGUUUAGAAAAAUCCCUUGAAUUAGCUAUUGAUGCUCGAAUAAUGCUUAUAAAAAAUAUUAAUGUUUCAGAUGGUCUUGUGAAUGGUAUUUUUGGCACAAUUAAAGAAUUCUGUUAUGAUGAUAAUGAAACAUUUCCCUCGAAAAUAUAUAUUGAAUUUGACAAUGAGCAAGUUGGUAAAGAAGCAAGAGCCAAACAUCCGUGUUUAAAACCUGGACUGGAGAAAGCAACACCAAUUGAACCUGAAGAAGAGAAAGUAACCAAUGAUGGUGGUGUCAGAAGGCAGUAUCCUAUCAGACUAGCUUGGGCUUGCACAGUUCAUAAAGUACAAGGCCUAACAGUGAACAAAGCUGUUGUUUCAAUGAAAAAGAUAUUUGCUGCAGGACAAGCGUAUGUAGCAUUAAGUCGAGUGACCUCUCUUGAUGGGCUCAUCAUUGAAGAUUUCAAAGAGAACGUUAUUUUUGCGAAAGAUAACAUUGAGCAAGCACUACAGAAUAUGCCUCCUUUUAUUCUUCCAAGUGAAACAACAGAAAGUUUCAAAUACAAAAUUAUGUUACACAAUGUUGAAGGAUUAAUCCCACAUAUAUUAGAUAUUCGCCAAGAUAACAGAUAUUUUGAAGCAGAUAUGAUAUGUGUAACAGAGACAUGGUUGAAACCAAACAAUGUCGAGAAUGAAGUGAGUCUUGAUGGGUACUAUUUCCAUGGAAAAACACGUGGUGCUGCAUAUGACACAAGUGAGGAUGUUUUUGCUAAACUAAAAGAGGAAAAUCAUGGUGGUGUUGGAAUAUAUCACAAAGAAAAAGUCAAAGUUGCUCUAAUGGAUUUACCAUGUAUGAACAUUGAAUGUAUGAUGUGCAGAAUAGAACAUCUGGACACAACUGUGGCAGUUGUAUAUAGACCGCCAUCAUAUAACAUUGCCUUGUUUCAAGAGAAGUUGACUACCUUAGUUAAUGAAAUGAACUGCUUACCAGGUGGGAAAAUAAUUCUAGGAGAUUUCAAUGAAAACCUUUUCAAUUACUCAAGUAUUUAUCAUCUUAUGCAACAUUCUGGUUUCACACAAAUUGUUGAGAAACCAACAACUGAAAAUAAUACACUAAUUGAUCAUGUAUAUGUGAAAGAUAUUGACUUGGAUAAAAUAAAGAUUGAUAUUAUGCCCACUUACUUCAGCUAUCAUGAUUGUGUUGUGCUAAAAUGGUUAGUAUAAUCAAAUCGUCCAACAAGAUGGGGGGAGGGGGGAUACAGAGGUGAUUUUUAAAUGUGGACGGCCUCUGUGGGAAAACAUACUGCCUUCACAUGCUAUCGGAAUUAGUGGUGUGCACCAAACUCCCUCUAAAUCAGCGGUUCUUAAUUCUGGGGCCUCAUUUGAUAAAAUGUGUACAGAAAUCUUCCUAAAGUUAAUCUUAUGAUUACUUGUCAAAUUUACAGCUUACAAUUUCAAACUUGAUAUACUCAAAAAAGAAAAACUGUGUACAUAUGCUGCUACAAACAUAAAUGCUGGCUUGGAUUUAGGCAUAUGCACAUACUGUUUAUAAAUGACAUCCCAGCUGUUUGUGACCCCCACUGUACAUAUUUUGCAUGUCUCUGUUCUUUAUCAUAGCUGAUUCAAAUCACAAGAAUGUUACAAAACAGCUGCAUAUAUGAACGGUGUUUCAACUGACAUGCUUCGUAGUGUUCAUUGCUCUACCCAUUUAAUCUGUCUUCAGAAUUUUCAGGAAAACAUAAAUCCUACUACAAAAUUUGUGAAUUUUAUUGUGCAGAUCAGGGGUUAUGAGGAACAAGAUUAAGAACUGCUGCUUUAAAAGGAUUGGCCUCAAAUUUAGUACCCAAUUUCACUACUAGCUCUACCUGAGUCUGUCUUCCUAAUUAGUAAUUGUAACAUGUGUUUCUUAAUCAUAUGUGAUGCCACCUGAAUGGUACUUGACUGAUAUCUAUCUUUGUCCUCUUUAAGUUCUUUUUAUGAAUUACUGUUUUGGUAGUAUCAAGGCGCCUCUAUAAUGUAAAUGCUGUUUUUACUGUGAGAUACCUGAUUUUGUUCUGGUCCCUAAGUAGGCCUGUGCAUGCCACUAAUGAGAAGAAAUAUACAUUUCCUAGUUAAAAAUUUAAAACCAAUAUAAUAUUGAGUAAAUGUCUUCAAUAGCAAAGUAUCAAUCAGUAAAAUUUUGUAAACAACAAAUAAGCAAAAAUCAUCUUGUCUACCAACAAAAUUCAUAUUGUUUUACACAUGAAAAUACAUAAACAUGAACAGGUCAUGAUUUUCUGUUCAAAAGUAAAAGGUAGGACAUUACCGAUAGCAUGUGAAGGCAGUAUGUAGCACUGUACAUUCACUUGGUGUUAAGGCCUUGAAUGUUUUCACACUGAAAUUGCA
This is a messenger RNA of Carassius auratus (goldfish), 10238 nucleotides long. RefSeq lists its product as uncharacterized. Bases 303 to 9077 code for a protein of 2924 amino acids. Lineage: Eukaryota; Metazoa; Chordata; Actinopteri; Cypriniformes; Cyprinidae. Gene Ontology annotation, biological process: DNA repair; telomere maintenance. The record is from RefSeq and is a predicted model, not a curated record. Gene Ontology annotation, molecular function: DNA helicase activity; ATP hydrolysis activity. The transcript is spliced from 3 exons.